Harpegnathos saltator (Jerdon's jumping ant) is the source of this 1077-nucleotide messenger RNA. Its product is annotated as multiple coagulation factor deficiency protein 2 homolog. The record is from RefSeq and is a predicted model, not a curated record. NCBI's taxonomy places the organism in Eukaryota, Metazoa, Arthropoda, Insecta, Hymenoptera, Formicidae. The coding region runs from base 206 to 745 and encodes 179 amino acids. The transcript is spliced from 5 exons.
ACAACGACGACGACGACGACGACGACGACGACGACGACGACGAGUCGGUAGCGAGAGGGUUGAAAACGGCGCGUUGUACAAAGAUCGAGGGAGCGCGAAGGGUGGAUCGAAUCGAUCGAUCGAGUCCGUGUUGCAGGUCUGAUAUUCGUCAUCCAGAACGCAUCAUAUUGAUCGGCCGCCACGUCGGAAGCAGGGAAAAAGCACCAUGCAGGAUUGCAAAAUGGGAGAAAUAUUCUUAAUUGGUUUAUGGAUUAGCCUAUUAGUGUCAUGCACAAAUAGUAUUCGUGGGCCGCAUCAUCCUAAAAGUACUCUUUCCCAUCAUCAUUAUACGCCGCGAAACAAAGUCAAAUUAACAGAGGAUUCCGAGCUCCUUCAUGAUGUCACACACUUGAAAGAAGACCUGGGUCCGUUGGCCAAUCAACUUGACUUUUCAAAAAUGACUGACCAAGAAAUAGAGUUUCACUAUUUUAAAGUCCAUGAUUUCGACAAUAAUAUAAAGUUAGACGGCUUAGAGAUUCUUCAUGCUGUACAACAUACCUUACACGAGAAGGAACUUGAAGACGAUGACGAUAAUAAGAAAGAUAAGCACGACUUGCCGUCGAUCGUAGGCCUGAUAGACAGAGCGUUGGACCAAGACGAUGUGAAUAACGAUGGAUAUUUGGAGUACGUCGAAUAUGUAAUAGGCAAAAAAAGGAAUCAAAAUGCGCAAGAGAAACGCAGCAAAUUCGAAAUCGGAAUAAAAUAAAAAUUUCCAUUAACUGAAAUACAAAUAAAACUUACAUUACGUAUUAUCAUUGUAAAUGUAUGUUCACGCGUACACACAUCAUUCAGUCGGCAUAUAAGUAAAAUUUAUAUUAUAUAUGUACAUUAUGUAUACGUGUAUAUGUACGUACAUACACGCACGUACAUACACGCAUAGAUAAGGAACUUUAUGCAUAUAUAUAUCAAAUUUUAUUAUUUUUGAUGUCUUAUUUGCAGUAUAUACUAAAAUAUUGUUUGUCGAAUGUAAAUGAAAAGAGCAACGAACACGCAACGUAUUCUUAGACAAUAGAUUCAAAUAGAUAGAUUUAGCCUACA